Molecule: messenger RNA, 1968 nt
Organism: Nannizzia gypsea CBS 118893
Lineage: Eukaryota; Fungi; Ascomycota; Eurotiomycetes; Onygenales; Arthrodermataceae
Product: Phospholipid:diacylglycerol acyltransferase
Exons: 3
Coding region: 1-1968 (655 amino acids)
Biological process (GO): triglyceride biosynthetic process; lipid storage
Cellular component (GO): perinuclear endoplasmic reticulum; cytoplasm
Molecular function (GO): phospholipid:diacylglycerol acyltransferase activity
Source: RefSeq, a predicted model, not a curated record
AUGGCGGAACUUCGACGUCGGUUGGGUGCAGACCUCGUAUCUACAUCUGCCAGUGACGAGAACACUCCCUCGAAUGCGAGCGCUGUAUCCAAAGCUACAGUUUCAGAAAAAGUGACAGAAGCGCCCAAGGCCGAAGAUAACUGCCGCAAAAAGGUCGAAAAGGAGGUCGUAUAUGUCCACACACCCUCGAAACCUGACGAUGCAGGCCCCACGAAGAGAAGAAGCAAGCGGCGAAAUGGUUUGAUAUUUGGACUGGGAGGGAUCUUUGGGAUAUUUGUGGCGCUGUUUUUCGCAAAUCAGAAUGAGGUUAUCAGCUUAGACGCGUUGCUGGAUCUUAAUAUCGACUCGCUGAUUGAAGUUAUACCUGCCGGCAUUGUCCGGGAUGCAAAGGAGUUUUCGCAAAGUGAACGUGAGACGGUUAGCUAUGAUUCGUUUUCAGUGGGUUUGCAUCUGCAGUCACAGGGGAUUAAGGCCCAUCACCCAGUCAUCAUGAUACCCGGAGUUAUAUCUACUGGUCUAGAGAGCUGGGGAACGGAUGAGAAAUCAAGGCCGUACUUCCGAAAGCGUCUCUGGGGCAGUUGGAGCAUGAUGCGUGCACUUGUCCUUGACACUGCAGGCUGGAAGACUAACAUCAUGCUGGACAAAGAGACCGGACUUGACCCACCUGGAGUCAAGCUACGGGCUGCGCAAGGCUUUGAUGCAACGGACUUCUUCAUCACAGGCUACUGGAUCUGGAAUAAGAUAUUAGAAAAUUUGGCGACGAUAGGAUAUGACCCUACAAACGCCUAUUCAGCAGCCUAUGACUGGAGACUAUCAUACCUUAACCUAGAGCAUCGAGAUCACUACUUCAGCAAGCUCAAGGACCACAUCGAGACCGCAGUGAAACUUAACGGGAAGAAAGUCGUCCUUGUCUCACACAGUAUGGGAUCACAGGUAGCUCUAUUCUUCUUCAAAUGGGCUGAACACAAAGGCUACGGCAACGGUGGUCCGGACUGGGUAGACCGUCACAUUGCGUCCUGGAUCAACGUCAGCGGCUGCAUGUUGGGCACUUCCAAGGGACUUACAGCCGUACUAUCCGGAGAGAUGAGAGAUACCGCACAACUCAACGCCUUUGCAGUGUACGGCCUCGAGAAAUUCCUAUCCAAAGAAGAACGAGCUGAGAUCUUCCGCGCCAUGCCCGGCAUUUCCAGCAUGUUACCAAAGGGCGGCAACGAGGUAUGGGGCAACCAUACCUGGGCACCAGACGACUUCCCCAAUCAACCCGUAACAAACGGCAACCUGCUGAACUUCCGAUCAAACACUACCCUCACAGCCGCUUCGAAAUAUAACUUCACCGUCGAAGACGGGCUGGAGUAUCUGUACAACAUCUCGGAACCGUGGUACCGCAACCAGCUUAGGGAGAACUACUCGCAUGGCGUGGCGCAUACAGCAGCAGAAGUCGAAGCUAACGAAAACGAUCCUCGCAAAUGGCUGAAUCCGCUUGAAACCCGUCUUCCGCUGGCGCCCAAUAUGAAGAUAUAUUCGUUCUAUGGCGUCGGCAAGCCAACUGAACGAAGCUACUUCUACCGCGAGGAAGUUGACCAUCUGUCGAAACUGAAUGUUACUAUGGACACAUCUGUGAUGGAAGGCGAAGGGGAAGGACACGUCGAUCGGGGCGUUGUUAUGAAUGAAGGCGAUGGGACUGUUAACUUGCUUAGUUUGGGUUAUAUGGGUACUCGUGGAUGGAGGAUCAAGAGGUAUAAUCCCGCCAGAAUACCUAUUAAAGUGUACGAGAUGCCUCAUGAGCCUGAACGGUUUUCGCCGCGAGGAGGUCCGAAUACAGCCGACCAUGUUGAUAUACUGGGCCGAUCAUCUUUGAACGACUUGAUUCUGCGCGUUGCAGGUGGCAAGGGCGAUUCUAUCGAGGAGAACUACGUCUCUCGUAUCAGGGAGAUAGCCAGCCGAGUGAAGGUAUAUGACGACGAGUAG